Paramecium octaurelia is the source of this 2773-nucleotide messenger RNA. The record is from the annotation of a GenBank genome assembly. Lineage: Eukaryota; Ciliophora; Oligohymenophorea; Peniculida; Parameciidae.
AUGGUUUUUUUGAGUUUAAGGGGCAUUUAUACUGGUAUGGAAUUGUAUAUUUAAAUUUGUUAAAUUUUAUAUAAAAUGUCUUAAACUGAAUUCAUUUGAGGGGAGGUGGUUGUGGAUCUUGGAAAAUAAACCCACUAAAAUCAGGUUUCUUAAAAUCAGACUAAGAACUUUAUAUUUUCUUUAAUAAAUUCAAUUUUUAUGUUGAGAAAAUUUGCACUAAGGCUGUUGUAGCUGCUGAUUAGUCAGAAUCUUAAGAAAUAAUGAUGGCUCUCUAAUGGUUUAUUUUUUAAGAAGAAAAUAUUUACAAUCUCAACAAAAAUGAUGAAGGCGUAGUGAAAUCAUACGAUUUAAUCUUAGAAGGAAUCCGAAAGUUAUUGAAAAGCUGUUUGAUCUACAUUAGAACAAAUUCGUUUAAAUGUUUAUAUAUCUUAUAAAUAACAGCGUCUCUAUCUAAAAUUAUAUUUAGCUUCCAUGUACUUAAUGAGAAGAGAUUUAUGAGAUGUGAUUUAUAACAGGAAUUUUUGGAUAUCUCUGAUGAACUAAAAUAACAAAUGUAAAUAGAGAAGAAUGAUUUGAUUCAAAAUGAAAUGGAAGUCUAUCUUUUCUUAACAAAAACCUCUUUCGAGAUCUAACCAAAUAAUCGAAAUGAAAAGCAAAAAAUCUUAUCAGGAUGUUUAUAGGGUAUUAUUGAUUCGAUAAUUUAAAUGAGGCCAAACGAAAAAUUGCUUGAAUCAUUAUUUCAGGGAGCCUGUCAUUUUUAAAAAUUGUAUGAGGUAAGCAACAAUAGAAAAUAAUUUGAAGUUUAUUUUUAAAUAGAUAUGUUGUAAUGGGAAAUAAUUAGUUAUUUUAAGAACGAUAAAUUUUAACAUCUAGAUGAAAUUCUAUUACAAGUUGAGCAAAUAUAUGAUAAGAUAGUAAAAAAUUCAAAUUUAUGGUAAUAUCAUUAUCUUUGGGUGUAAAUGAUUGGAAAAAUCUUAUAUUAUAAUCCUCAUUUAACCAAAAAGAAAUUAUCUCAGCUGAUAAAUUCUUUUAACUUUGGAUUAAAUCCAGAUUAAAUUUGGAAUGAAUGUAAGAGAAAAGGAUUAUUAAUUUAAAUGAAUCAUAGUAACGAUUAAGCAGUCAUCUAACUUAAUUAACUUUAGAAUAAUAAAUUAAGUUAAAUCGAAAGAAAAAUAUUAGAAACCUGUUUCAAAGAAUGGGAAAUGUUCUUAUUACUUAAAGAUUUUCUUAUAAAUGAACAAUAUUAAAAUAACUCAUAUACAUUUGGAUCAUAUCUUAAAAACUCAUUAUUUAUUGAAGGAAAACAACUCUAAAAAAAUGAAAUUAUAUGUGCAAUUAAUAAUAUCAAGACGUUUUAAGGCUUUUUGGUUUCCAAUAAGUUGCUUACUUUAACUAAAUAAAAUGAUGAGAAAUUGGAAGAAGUAAUAAAAAUUUUGAGAAAUUUUAUGAAAAAUAAGCAAUAUAAUAAAAGUACGAAAUUAAAAAUUUCAUUAUAGUAACUCAAAAAAAUUAUCUAAAAAUUAGAAGAGUAUUUCUAAAUUAUACAGGAUAUCAUAAAAAUAUUGAGUCUUAAUUAAGGCAGAUUGAUAAAGAAAAGUGAAAAUGAAAAUGACAAAUACAAAGGCAAUCUUGAGGAAAUUAAUAAAUUGUAAAUUAAAAAGGAGUUAUUAGAAUUGUAUAUUCUUGAAGUUCAAAAUGCUAAUGGUGAAAAUGAUUAGGAGAGGAGAAAUUUAAUUUUUGAAGAGUUAAAAUAAGUUGAUUUCAAUAAAAGCAAAAUUUAGGGGGAUGUUUAAAAGUUGAUCUAGAUUUAUCAGAAAGAAAUUUAAAAGUUAGAAAUAGAUGAGUUUUAAAAAGACUUAUCACAAUAUUUUUAGAAUUUAGUAAAUAAACUAGGUUAAUUUUAUGAAAACAAAUGUCAAGAAAUUUAAAACUCUUUUUCAGAGUUCAAUUUACACCUUAAGGAAAUCAUGAUCAUGAUGUAUUAAAUUGAGGCAGUUCCUAAAAUUGUUGAACUUGAAAAAAUUAAAAAAUCCUUUGCAGAUAAGCACUUACUUGAAUUUGUGGAAAAUCUAAGGCUCAAAAUUCUGAAGCUAAAAUUAAAAUUGGUUUCUUCAAAGAAUUCUUUUUAAUUGAUAUUAGAAAAAGGGGAACCUGAGAAAUUAAUAAAUUUGUCAAAACUCAUCAAUAUUGAUGAGUUUUUGCUCAAUGUAAUUGAAGAUUUUCCAAAAAAAAUUAUGAGAGAAAAUGUUCAUUUAAACAUAUUGGCUGAUGAAUUAAGCAAUAUUGAAAUUACAGAAGAAAUUUUUGAAUUUAAAUUAUCGAAGUAAAAAGGAAUAAUAAAAUAUAUCUUAUUUAAAUAGAGUAUAAAGAAAAAUUGAUUGAAAAAUUAGGGGAAGAUUUAGAGUUGAUUGAGAAGGAAUUUGGAGAAUUAUUUAUUAAAGAAUCUCCUUCAUAAUUGUCUAUGUUGAAAAUUAAGAAAAUUUGUAAUGAGUUAAAACAUGAAGUUGAAGCAUUCUUAAAAAAGGCAAACGAUAAGAAAUUAAAUUCUUCAGAAAUGAAAUUGGAAACAGAAAAAUUUGAGAUUUUUUUAUCUCAAUUAAAUUAAAUUGAAGAUUUUAGAAAAUGCUUAUAGAUCUAAAAUUGGAAUCCCAAAAACAGAAAUUGUGAUUCAAACCUUGGAAAAUUUUGGAUGCCCAGACAAGGAGAUUAUAAAAAUGUUAAUUAAUUAAGAGCUAACCCAAUUACAAACUAUAAUAGGCUAAAUAAAUUAUGA